GUUCUAUGCGCAAUCCAGUCAUUUAUAUAGAUCAGUGGUGCCGCUGCAACUUGCCUCGUGAAGGGUGACCUCCGAAGUGCGAGCAGAGGAGUUACUGUCAUUCUGAACGACCGAACCAACUGGAAAAUGGCUGAGCCUAUUAAAGUCCUGGUCACUGGUGCCGCAGGGCAGAUAGCCUAUUCUUUGCUGUUCGGCAUUGCUAAGGGAGAUGUCUUCGGCAAAGAUCAGCCGCUUACUUUGGUUAUGUUGGACAUAACUCCCAUGUUGCCUGUACUGGAUGGUGUGGUUAUGGAGCUGCAGGACUGUGCCCUCCCACUUUUGAAAGAGGUCAUCUCAACUGAUAAAGAGGAAGUUGCAUUCAAAGAUUUGGAUGCUGCCAUCCUGGUGGGCUCCAUGCCAAGGAGAGAUGGUAUGGAGAGAAAGGACCUGCUAAAGGCCAAUGUUGCCAUUUUUAAGUCCCAGGGAGCAGCACUUGACAAGUAUGCCAAAAAGACAGUUAAGGUUCUUGUUGUUGGUAACCCAGCUAACACCAACUGCCUGAUUGCAGCUAAAUCUGCUCCCUCCAUCCCCAAAGAGAAUUUCUCCUGUCUAACACGCCUAGACCACAACAGGGCUUGUUCUCAGGUGGCAAUGCGCUGUGGCAUUACAGCAAACUGUGUGAAGAAUGUGAUCAUCUGGGGAAAUCACUCCUCCACACAGUACCCUGAUGUCCACCACUGUAAGGUGAAUGUGCAGGGAAAGGACGUGGCUGCCUUUGAUGCAGUGAAGGACGAUGCCUGGCUAAAGGGAGAUUUUAUUUCUACAGUGCAGCAGCGUGGCGCUGCCGUCAUUAAGGCAAGGAAGCUUUCCAGUGCCAUGUCAGCAGCCAAGGCCAUCUGUGACCACAUGAGAGACAUUUGGACAGGCACUCCUGAGGGUACCUUCAUCUCUAUGGGUGUCUACUCCAAUGGAAACUCUUAUGGAAUACCCGAGGACCUCAUUUACUCAUUCCCUGUUACAAUCAAGGAUAAAGCCUGGAAGUUUGCUGAUGGACUGGCCAUCAAUGACUUCUCAAGAGCCAAGAUGGAUGCAACAGCAGCUGAAUUAGUAGAAGAAAGAGACACUGCUGUCUCUUUCCUGGGUGUGUGAUUAGAACCCCAACCAUCUACAUCGUACGUAGAUGCCCAGAAUACUCCAAAAGCACGUCUUUAAACACUCCCGAAGAUCUGUUUUUUUUCUUCCUUAAAGCUCUUUCAAAAAUUCUAAUACUGUGGUAUCUGUACCUUAAAUAGUACUGUAUUUAAUUCUUAGCCAGAGUGCCAGAUCAACUAAAUCCAGAAUAGUAGCUAAAAAUUCAGAAAUGGAUUUUAGUUCCCACUAUGUAGUAGGCCUUUGGUUGCUUUCCUUCCUGUUUUUGGUCCUUUAUCUCACUACAGCUCUUAGGAAGGACAAAAAAUAAUAUCGUUCUAGUAUCAGUAUUUAGAGUACAUCAUCUAAUUCAAACUGGAGCUGCAUUAAGGAGUACUAAAGUCUGGAGAGAACACCAUAUAUAAGAAUUAGGUUCAUCUGUGUCAUUAUUUAGCCCUUACACGGAAAUCUCAACUGUUACGUGUCUGACAGGAGUUUGUUGGAAAUUAUGGAGAAAUGUUACUGUUAAAACAAUGCAAACAAGUUAAAUGGAAGUGCAAUUACUGUUACAAAUAUGUACAUGUAGAAUACAACAAUAAAACCUGGACAUUAAAAUUCA
Molecule: messenger RNA, 1726 nt
Organism: Paramisgurnus dabryanus
Lineage: Eukaryota; Metazoa; Chordata; Actinopteri; Cypriniformes; Cobitidae
Gene: mdh1ab
Product: malate dehydrogenase 1Ab, NAD (soluble)
Biological process (GO): malate metabolic process
Molecular function (GO): L-malate dehydrogenase (NAD+) activity
Source: RefSeq, a predicted model, not a curated record